Messenger RNA from Mesocestoides corti, 4749 nucleotides. The record is from the annotation of a GenBank genome assembly. NCBI's taxonomy places the organism in Eukaryota, Metazoa, Platyhelminthes, Cestoda, Cyclophyllidea, Mesocestoididae.
AUGACUGGGGUACCUUCGAGCAACGGUGAUGUUGAAUUGGAUGAUGGGCCUGUUCAAACAAAAUCUCCUCGUAAACGGCUUUCUGUCGAACGAAUUUAUCAGAAAAAAACACAACUGGAGCAUAUUUUAAUCCGGCCUGAUACUUACAUCGGGUCGGUGUCACGAUCAGCCACAAUGAUGUGGGUUUUUGAUAAAGAAAAGCAGUCUAUGGUGCAAAAGGAAAUCACCUACACUCCUGGUCUGUACAAAAUCUAUGAUGAAAUUCUUGUUCCGUUUGUCAGAGAGGAGAAUCUUGUCCGAAUAUGGAAUAAUGGAGCCGGUAUUCCUGUUGUUCAUCACAAGGUUGAAAAUAUGUACGUGCCUUCAUUGAUCUUCGGCCAUCUGUUAACUUCGAGCAAUUACGACGACACCGAACAGAAAGUCACCGGUGGUCGUAAUGGAUAUGGUGCGAAAUUAUGUAAUAUUUUCAGCAAGCGUUUUGUUGUUGAGACCUCAAGCAAAGACAAUAAAAAGUCUUUUAAGCAGACAUGGGUGGAUAAUAUGACCAAAACCUCAGAGCCCCAAAUUAAAGUCAACUCUGGUGAGGACUUUACUUGCAUUUCUUUCCAACCGGACCUGAAUCGGUUUGGGAUGACGGAGCUCGACGCCGAUACCGUCGCUUUAUUCGAACGAAGGGCCUAUGACGUCGCAGCAUCGACACGUGGCGUUAAAGUUUUUCUCAAUGGUCAAAGGAUUCCCAUUAAAAGCUUCAAGGAUUAUGUUGAUUUAUAUCUUAAAGACAAGGGUGAAGAUGGUGAUGCAGUACCGGUUGUAUACGAGUCCGUCAAUCCCCGGUGGGAGAUAGCCGUCGCACCCAGUUCAACCGGUUUCCAACAAGUCAGUUUUGUGAACAGCAUUGCUACGAUCAAGGGCGGCAAGCAUGUUGACUACAUCGCCGAUCAAGUCGUUGGCAAACUCGUUGAUAUUGUGAAAAAGAAAUCGGGAAAAUCAGGCGUAGCCAUAAAAAAUUUUCAGAUUCGUUCUCACAUGUGGGUUUUCAUCAACUGCCUCAUUGUCAAUCCCACCUUCGAUUCACAGACAAAGGAGUUUAUGAGUCUAGAAGCAAAGAACUUUGGUUCUGUCUGCCAAUUGAGCGAAAAAUUUAUUAAUCAGGUUUCCAAGUCCGGAAUUGUUGAAAGUAUUCUAUCUUGGGUCCGUUUCAAAGCCCAGGAGAAGAUGGACAAGCAGUGCCACAAGUCAAAGCAUGCCAAGCUCAAAGGCAUACCCAAGCUUGACGAUGCCAACGAUGCUGGCACGAAGAAUUCACAGCAUUGCACACUCAUCCUCACUGAGGGAGACUCGGCCAAGUCACUAGCUGUUGCCGGUCUCGGAGUGGUUGGUCGCGAUCGCUAUGGAGUCUUCCCAUUGAGGGGCAAGCUGCUCAACGUUCGGGAGGCACCAACGAGGCAAAUUAUGGAAAAUGCCGAAAUUAAUAAUCUCAUCAAAAUCUUAGGCCUGCAGUACAAAAAUAAGUACGAAACCCAGGAGUCUCUUGCCAAUUUGCGCUAUGGAAAAAUCAUGAUCAUGACAGAUCAGGACCAGGAUGGGUCGCACAUAAAAGGUCUGAUUAUCAGUUUCAUUCACCACAACUGGCCAAAGCUGCUCCACCACAACUUCCUAGAGCAGUUCAUCACUCCUAUCGUGAAGAUCUUCAAAGGAAAGCAAGAAAUUGCCUUCUAUAGCAUUCCCGAAUUCGAGGAGUGGCAGAAGGCUACCCCCAACUGGCAUACGUGGCGUGUAAAGUACUACAAAGGUCUGGGUACCUCGUCAAGCAAAGAGGCCAAAGAGUACUUCAGCGAUAUGACGCGACAUCGAAUUCGUUUUCGUUAUUCCGGCCCUGAAGAUGACAGUGGUAUUGUGUUGGCCUUCAAUAAAAAUAAGAUCAAUGAACGCAAACAGUGGCUUACCUCCUGGAUGGAGGAAAAGCGACGGCGAACUGAACUUGGUCUACCCGAAGACUACCUGUAUGGUGCGGGAACGCACACCGUCACCUACCACGAUUUCAUUCACAAGGAACUCGUACUCUUUUCGAACAUGGACAAUGAACGUUCCAUUCCAUCUUUGGUAGAUGGGCUGAAACCCGGUCAAAGAAAAGUCAUGUUUACAUGCUUGAAGAGAAACCAGGUAAAGGAAAUCAAGGUGGCACAGCUCUGUGGCGCGGUAUCAGAAAUGUCCUCGUACCAUCAUGGUGAAAUGUCGCUGAUGGGCACCAUCGUUGGUCUCGCACAGGAUUUUGUCGGUUCCAACAACUUGAACCUUCUGAUGCCCUACGGUCAAUUCGGUACUCGUCUUUCCGGUGGCAAGGACUCUGCGUCUGCGCGUUACAUUUUCACGGCUCUCAGUCCGUUGACGCGUAAAAUUUUCCAUGAGAACGAUGACGCAAUCCUCCAUUACCUCUUCGAAGACAACCAGAAAAUUGAGCCAUCCUGGUACAUCCCUGUGAUCCCAAUGGUUCUCAUAAAUGGAGCUGAGGGCAUCGGCACAGGUUGGAGUACGAAGGUGCCGAAUUAUGACACCGCCGAAGUGAUCGCAAACAUCCGACGGAUGCUCGAUGGCGUGGAUCCGCUCCCCAUGCUGCCUAGUUACCGUGGUUACCGAGGGAAGAUUGUGGAAGUGGGGGAAAAUCGAUAUAUUUUGUUCGGAGAGAUCGCUGUGCUCGAUGAUCAGACAGUAGAAAUCACCGAACUUCCGGUUCGGGUGUGGACGCAGUCCUACAAGGAGACUGUUCUUGAACCGAUGCUCAAUGGAACGGAAAAGGUGCCCGUGAGCAUUACAGACUACAAGGAGUACCACACAGACGUGACUGUGCGUUUUGUGGUGCAGAUGCCGCGUGAAAAGUUGCGUGAGGCUGAAAGCGUGGGCCUGCACAAGUUCUUUAAGCUCGCAGUCUCCUUGACCACGAAUUCAAUGGUGCUAUUCGAUCACGCUGGCUGUCUUAAGCGGUACACAUCCGCUCAGGAGAUUCUCAAGGACUUCUACAAACUUCGUCUUGAGUGGUACGAAAAACGAAAGGCCUUUAUGGAAGGAAUGCUUUCCUCAGAAGCCCGACGUUUAGAAAACCAGGCUCGGUUUGUGAUGGAGAAGAUUGCCGACAAGGUUACCAUCGAAAACAAGUCGAAGAAGGAGUUGCUGCGUCUCCUUCGUGAACGGCACUACGAUCCAGACCCAGUGCGCGCGUGGAAGGAAUCCAUAGACAAGUUAGCGGCCAUUGAGGACGCCGCCGCGGCAAGAAGACAGGCCGGCGAACCCGAGGUUGGAGACGAGGAGGACGUGGACCAAGCGUCGGGAACCGCCGACUACAACUACAUCCUAGGAAUGCCCCUCUGGAGUUUGUCGAAGGAGCGGAAGGAUGAUCUUCUGGCUCAGCGAGACAAGAAACAGGCUGAGCUGACCAACUUGAUGCGUAAAACCAACAAAGAUUUAUGGAGGGACGAUUUGGAUGACCUUGAAUCUGCGAUUAAAAAAUAUGAAAAUGAACGCCUCAAAGACAUGGAGAGUCUGAUUGAGGCUACUGAGAAGAAGGUUGCCAAGCAGACAUCCUCCAGUGCUAAGGGUGGUCGGAGCGUCGUAUCCAAGAGCGCUGCAUCCAAAUGCUUCCGUCAGACGGCACCAGAUCCACUGGGUCGCCGAAUUGAGCCUGUCAUCGACCCUGAGUUGACCAAGAAGGUAGAAGCUUUGGUAAACAAAGACGCCAAGAAGGCAGCAAAACAGGUGGCAGCUAGUGGUGAUGCGAACGAUGAUGACUUCCUAGCUGACCUAGAUGAUGAUAGCCAGUUCGGUGGAAGCGAACCGCCACCACUGUUGAAAAGACUCAGUGGCACCGUCGACGCAGGGUCUGUAGUUUCUGCUAUCACCUCUCUCAACGCAGCUGCCCCCAAGAGGGGAGGUGGCGGUGGCCGAGCAAAGGGUCGCGGUCGAGGUGGCGCUUUGGCCGGUGGUGUUAAGCGAUCGCCAGCGAAGAAACUUCGUCAAAAGAAACUUUCCUUCGACAGUUCCGAGGAAGAAGAGGACGCCUCCGAUGGAUCCGAAUUCUCCCCGUCCAAAAUAAGUGCUCAAACCGCUUCACUUGGAGAGCAACCUCGGGCACUGCCAUCGCGAAGGACAGCUGCAGCAAAGAAGUACGUUAUUGAUGACUCAGAAAGCGAGGGUGGAGACAAGUCUAGUGAAAGUGAAGUCUUCGUCGCAGUGGACCACGGCCAGGGUGACAAGGAGCUCUGUUUGGAUAGUCCCGUGAAACAACCCACUCCUCCGCCUCAAACAGCCAAGCCCUCUGCUGUUUGGCCCAUAUCCUAUAACAAAAACGCUGGUGCUGCUGGCAAGAAGCCCUCCAGAGGUGGACGCACGCAAGUUAGUCGCGCCAAGCGAGCAAUGGGUAGUUCUAAGGUCGCUGAUUCAUCGAAACCUACUUCCAACAAUCCGCCUUCUCAAGAAGCCGGUGUUAUUGACGUUGACGACAUAUUCAAACCUGAUUGUGGCUUACCUUUUUUUGCAACUGAAGAUUCACCGGUUGCUAGUGUCCGCGCGACCACAACCCACCCGACGCGACCCAAGUCCCAGUACGUCUUUGACAGCGACUCCAACGACUCUUCUGGUGGGGGCGGGGAUUCAGUAGACAAUGAUUUCGGUCCUCGAUCCAAAAAGCCAGCGUCCCGCGGUGCUAAACGGAAACGUAUUCACUCCGAUAGUGACGAUGAUUACGUGCCUGAAUAG